UCAAAUACAUAAUAAUAAGAAUUUAUUUUUCUUAAUUAAAUUGCUUUCACAAAUUCAGAUCCAACAUCUCUCGCUCUGUCCGUCUGUCUGUUUCUCUACAUUGUCGUUGCCGUUGAUCUACCAUCGGCUCAACCAGUCUCCGGUCACAUUCGACCUUAAUUUUCUCUUCCUCAUUGCUCAAAUUCGCAGCAGGCAUUGAUUCUUUAGGAAAGUUUUUUAGGCAUUGAAGAGAUAUAAAGGGGUGAAAUUUAUGAAGAAAAGGGAUAGGGAGCAGAGAUGGUAAGGAGCCAAUCUGCUGAUUCCAGUGAGUAUGAGGAUCAGACACCUUCUCGAGAAGUUUGGGCAAAUGGGAUUUGCAUGAAAACUAGUGAAGUUGAAGCAAAGCUUGAUGAGGGAAAUAUUCAAGAGGCAGAGUCUUCCUUACGUGAAGGGUUAUCGCUAAAUUUUGAGGAAGCAAGAGCCCUUCUUGGAAGGUUGGAGUAUCAACGAGGAAAUGUAGAAGCAGCCCUUCAUGUGUUUGACGGCAUUGAUCUCCAGGUUGCUAUACAGCGACUGCAACCAUCAUUUUCUGAAAAACAGCCUUCUAGGAAGGGUCGUUCUCGUGGUGACUCACAGCAUGCAGUAUCACAGCAUUCUGCUAGCCUGGUGCUUGAAGCAAUAUACUUAAAAGCAAAAUCUCUUCAAAAGCUUGGGAGGUUAAAUGAUGCUGCUCAUGAAUGUAAAAGGGUGCUUGAUGCUGUGGAGAAGAUAUUCCAUCAGGGCAUACCUGAUGUGCAAGUAGACAACAGAUUGCAAGAUACUGUUCGUCAAGCUGUAGAGCUCCUUCCAGAGCUCUGGAAGCAGGCAGGUUGCUAUCAUGAAGCAAUGUCUGCUUACAGACGUGCUCUCCUUAGUCAAUGGAACCUUGACGAUGAUAACUGUUCAAGGAUUCAAAAAGCAUUUGCAGUGUUUUUGAUGCACAGUGGAGUGGAGGCUGGUCCUCCCAGCUUAGCUGCACAGGUUGAUGGUUCCUAUGUUCCUAAACACAAUCUGGAAGAGGCAAUUUUACUCUUGAUGAUUCUUGUUAGGAAAUUUUACCUUGGUAAGAUUGUAUGGGACCCAUCAGUUUUGGAGCACCUUACAUUUGCACUAUCUCUAUGUGGCCAAACUUCUGUUUUGGCAAAGGAACUUGAGGAGAUCAUGCCUGGGGUGUUUCAUCGUGUUGACCGUUGGAAUACUUUAGCUCUUUGUUACAGUGCAGUAGGACAGAACAAAGCAGCUUUAAACCUUUUGAGGAAGUCUUUACAUAAACAUGAACAACCUGAUGAUCUCAUUGCACUCUUGUUGGCUGCCAAGAUCUGCAGCGAAGAUUCUCAUCUUGCCGCAGAGGGUGUGGGAUAUGCACAAAGAGCUAUUACUAAUGCUCAAGGGCGCGAUGAGCAUCUAAAAGGUGUGGCCAUUCGAAUGCUAGGUCUUUGUUCGGGAAAGCAGGCUACUACUUCUCCAUCUGAUUUUGAAAGGUCCCAUCUUCAGUCUGAAGCCUUGAAAUUAUUGGAUGCUGCAAUAUCUUUGGAGAAAAACAAUCCUGAUCUGCUUUUUGAGUUGGGAAUGCUGUACGCAGAGCAACGGAAUUUGAAUACUGCUCUGCGCUAUGCAAAGCGGUUCAUUGAUGCAACUGGUGGCUCUUUGCUAAAAGGCUGGAGGUUACUUGCUCAGAUUUUGUCUGCUCAGCAGCGAUUCUCAGAGGCUGAGGUGGUAAUUGAUGCUGCUUUGGACGAGACUGCAAAAUGGGAGCAAGGACCAUUGCUUAGGCUGAAAGCAAAAUUGAAGACCUCCCAGUCUCUGCCCAUGGAUGCAAUUGAAACUUACCGCUACCUUCUUGCAUUGGUUCAAGCACAAAGGAAGUCUUUUGGUCCUCUUAGAAGUGUUUCUCAGGCUGGGGAUGAUAGAGUGGAUGAAUAUGAAGUUUGGCAUGGCCUAGCUGAUUUGUAUUCUCGGCUUUCGCAUUGGAAGGACAUGGAGGUGUGUCUGGGAAAAGCCAGAGAGUUGAAACAGUACUCUGCAGAAGUUCUUUACACAGAAGGUGUUAUGCUCCAAGGACGUGGACAAGUUGAAGAAGCCAUGUCUGCUUAUAUUAAUGCUCUUUUAUUAGACCCAUCAUUUGUGCGUUGCAAGAUACUGAUUGGUGCCUUGUUAUCCAAGAGGGACUCCAAUGCAUUGCCUGUUGCAAGAAGCAUACUCUCAGAUGCCUUGAAGAUAGAACCUACCAACCGAAUGGCUUGGUAUUACCUGGGGAUAAUUCAUAGAGUUGAUGGACGGAUAGCUGAUGCUGCAGACUGCUUCCAAGCAGCCUCCAUGCUUGAAGAAUCUGAUCCCAUUGAAAACUUCAGUUCUAUUCUUUGACUGGUUUCACUUCAGGGGCCAGAGAGGAGCGAUGAGGGGGCUAGGUUGCUUAACGAAACGCAGGAAGUUAAGAAGAUGAGGAAAGGAUUGAAGCAUGGAUGAACACUCAGCUGUGUAAAUGUAUGGUUUUUAAAGUGAGCAAUGGUUUUUGAAAGAUAAUUACAGAUUCAAAUAGUUUAUCAUGUAUCAAUUGUAUAUUGCUUCUUUUUUCCCCUUCAAAUUAGAAGAACAUUCACAGUAAAGGUACCUUUUCAUCUUUUAAUUUGUACAACAGUGAAUUCUUUUUAAGAUGUCUUGAUAUCGUGGAAGAUUCUAUAUCCUUUUUUAGGUAUUA
Populus nigra (black poplar) is the source of this 2716-nucleotide messenger RNA. Its product is annotated as protein NPG1. The record is from RefSeq and is a predicted model, not a curated record. The transcript is spliced from 7 exons. Lineage: Eukaryota; Viridiplantae; Streptophyta; Magnoliopsida; Malpighiales; Salicaceae. Gene Ontology annotation, molecular function: protein binding. The coding region runs from base 277 to 2382 and encodes 701 amino acids.